This is a messenger RNA of Aspergillus saccharolyticus JOP 1030-1, 1989 nucleotides long. RefSeq names its product OPT family oligopeptide transporter. Bases 1 to 1989 code for a protein of 662 amino acids. The transcript has 9 exons. Lineage: Eukaryota; Fungi; Ascomycota; Eurotiomycetes; Eurotiales; Aspergillaceae. Gene Ontology annotation, biological process: transmembrane transport. Gene Ontology annotation, molecular function: oligopeptide transmembrane transporter activity. The record is from RefSeq and is a predicted model, not a curated record.
AUGGAGAACAACCGCGCAAGGCUCUCCAGAGACGGAGGAAUGCCCGGCAAGUGUGGGGAGAAAGCUGCUUUUGACAAAGCUUCGACAGAGCCAAGAACCACCGAGAAAGGCGAAACGCUUUCAAGCGACGAGGAUGGAGGCUUUGAGAGCGAUCAGGUGGUGAGCACCGCCGCUGAUCUGGUCACCCACAUUAUCAAGGUCGAGGAUGAUCUCUCGCUCAACCCUUGGAGUUUUCGGAUGGUCUUCCUAGGGGCCGGAUUGCCAAUUUUCGGCGGAGUCUUGCAGGAGUUCUCUUACUUCAAACCGCAGACCAUUUACGUCUCACAAGUCUUUUUGACCGUCAUUGCCUAUGUUCUGGGCGAGUUGAUGGCCUAUGCCAUUCCGCGUCGCGGCGUUAUUGGACGGCUGUUGAACCCCGGGCCGUUCAAUUCCAAAGAACUCGCUACCAUUGCCCUCAUGUCUUCAGCUGCAACUCAGUCUGCAAUGGCCACUGAGGCUCUGUCAGCUCAGGAGCUUUUCUACGUGGCUAUCCCAAUCACGCCGCUGCUGUCUUCGUCGUCCUCUCUUCCCAGCUCAUUGGAUUCGGUAUCGCGGGUCUGUUGCGCGACAUCUUUCUAUAUCUUCUUUGGGGUGCUGUUCGUCUGGACCAUCAUUCCCGAAUACAUCUUCCCCGUGCUGGAGGGCGUCUCCAUAUUCUGCUUGGCCAACCAGCACAGUCUUGUCUUUACCAAUCUCUUCGGCGGGGCCUCCGGGAAUGAGGGUCUAGGAUUUCUUUCUUUGUGCUUCGAUUGGGACUAUAUCGCAUCUCUGGGUUCACCACUCUGGUAUCCGCUGUAUGCCAUGACCAACAACUUCAUUGGCUACAUUGGAUGCAUUAUACUCUUCAUGGGGGAACAGGGUCUACCCUGGUUGACCGGGACUUACGUCGUCUAUCUCAUCACAUCGAACAUGGGUCUGACCGCCACAUUGACGCACAUGUUGCUUUGGAACUUUGAAGACAUCAAGAUAGGCUGGGAAUGGGCUGCACCGAGCCGGCUGAAGAAGUGGCUCAAGCUUGAGACGUACAAGUUCUGGGCAAACCAAGAAACCCCGGAGGAGCGAUUGCAGCGUCGCGUCAACGACGAGACGCUUGAUCCCCAUUACCUACUGAUCGGUAGCUUUGCCGUCGGUCUAGGCUAUCUCUAUGCCAUGAAGUCUACGCUGCCAUGGUGGGGGUUUAUCAUCGCCAACUUGCUUCCUCUUCUCUUCAUGCUCUUCUUCGGCUCUCAAUAUGGGCUUACGGGAUUUCAGUUCAACGUGCAACCCAUCUGUCAGAUGUUGGCUGGUUACAUGUUCCCUGGCAGGCCGCUGGCCAAUCUACGACUUGCACAGCAGGUCCAUUUGUCUCCACGAUGCACUUUCUUCGUCCAAGUCGCAGGUUGCAUAAUUGGGGCUUUAUUCAACUACGUGAUGAUCAUUGUAUGCAAUCAAUCUGAAGUCCUGCUUUCCAUCGACGGUACCAAUAUCUGGAGCGAUUACCAGUUUAUUAGUCUGGCAAUCGCCUGGAGUCUCGCCAAGGACAUGUUCUCGAUCGGUGGUCGGUACCAAUGGGUCACAAUCUCCUAUCUGGUUGGCUUCGUCGUCCCUGUGCCCUUCUGGCUGGCGCACCGCAUCUACCCCUCUCGCAUCUUUUCGUACCUCAACACGUCGAUCAUCCUGUGGUACUUGGGCUGGCUUUUCGUUGGUAUCAAUGCCUCCAUCAUGACCUUUUUCCUAAUCGGGUUUGCCGCCCAGUUCUGGCUGCGUCACUACCACCCACACUUGUUCUACAAAUACAGUUACGUGGUCUCGGCCGCCCUAGAUGGGGGCACCCAGGUCUGCGUCUUCAUCCUUACCUUCGCUGUAUUUGGUGGUAGUGGGACUGAGCACGCUUUCCCGACCUGGACGGGCAAUCCAGAUACGAGCAUUCAUAACUUGGAUUACUGCAAGGUGAACCCCGCGACACUGUAG